Molecule: messenger RNA, 1438 nt
Organism: Biomphalaria glabrata
Lineage: Eukaryota; Metazoa; Mollusca; Gastropoda; Planorbidae
Exons: 8
Coding region: 179-1198 (339 amino acids)
Source: RefSeq, a predicted model, not a curated record
ACAUUUUUUAAGGUUAUCUUUUUUUUUUCCUUUUUUUUUAAAACUCAGAACUUAAGUAAUUAAAGUAAUUAGAAAUAUUAUUAUAUAGAUCAGUGUUUUGACACUAUCGCGCUUGUUAAACGCAUUUCAUUAUUGCCUGGUUUCAGCACCUGACAAAAAAAAGAUCAGGAGAAAGAGAAUGGAAUAUCAAUCUCUUUGCAUUGCUACACUGCUAACAGUGUUUGCUGUAGUCUCAUCUCAGCAGCAGCCUCCAGCUACAGAUAAAUGUAUGGAAGAGUUCCAGAACGUCUUCAACCUGUGCAUCAACGAAGUGAAGCUUUCCCCUGGGAACGUCUUGUGGUUCAUUACUAACGGAACCAGCCCCAAAUCUGAAGCCCCGGCCAACCCCGAAACUUUCAAAACCCAAGUCUGCAGUGUACAGCAACCUAUGGGAGCAUGCAUCGUGGACAAACUCAACCCAGUUCUGAACUCAACCAUCUGCUCCGGAGCCUCUACUGGCACAAAUUACUUGGAGAUUGUUAGAAACCAGCUGGGACUUCUAUUUAGUACAUACGACUCCAAAUGUAUGCAUGCCUGUAGAAGUACUUUGAUCACUGACAUUCGAGAAUGUUACUCAAGCAACGGUGUGGAUGGAAGCUUGUUCGCCAACAACGUCAGCAACGGAGCCGUCUUGGGCACAUCCCAAGUGGAGGUCAACAAAUUCUGUGGAGCCAAAGACAAAAUCGUGCCCUGCAUGCAAGCCAAAAUAGAUGCCUGCCCUGAAGCUCCUCAGAUCCUUCAAUCUGUUGGAGUUGAAUUCAACAUUUUUAAUAAAGUCGUCAAUAUUCUCUGUGCUCAUGGUUCAGCCUACCUGGACAGUCUGUCCUGUUUAGCCGGAGCUGCCAACAACGAGGGUGAUUGCCAGCAAAGACAUGCUCAAUCCUUGAUGCAACUAGACGUUGAAGCCAGACAGAACAACUGGUCUGAGGAAAGAUUCUUCCUAUCUUUCUGCAACCUCGCUUUGGAACAGAUCAAGUGUGACAUGGGCUCAUGGUCCAGGAAAAACCAUAAAUCUUGUUCCCAGCCUGGAGUUAUUGAGUUCAGAAAGAAAUUGGCUUGUGAGUUCCUGGCUCCUCAGUGCAAAGCAAACAAACCUCUGAUGGAGAAAGCUGGCAAUCCAUGCAGUGUUACGGAUCAAAAACCUGGUCGCCAAAACUAAGAAGACUUGAACCAUCAGGAACACAAUUUAGAAUCUAUUCAAAGUCAAUGUGACAUUACCUACAUUUUUCUUAACAAACAUCGGCAUUACAAAACUACAAACCCCUGGCUCUCCCCUUUCGCCCCCCAGCAAUGGAGAGGUCACUCCAUUUCUCGAGAUAUCGUUAUUGAUUUUUUUUUAUUGAACAAACUAAAUCUAUUUUUUUGAUUUACUUAUUAAAGGAUUACAAUAAGAAUAAGC